AUGAGACUCAUCAACGUGGACACGCUCCAAUUAGAGGAGUUUUUCGACGAUGACAUACCGGAGUAUGCCACACUUUCCCACACGUGGGGAAAAGAAGAAGUCUCAUUUCAAGACCUCUGCUGGCUACAUGAGUACGAAGGCGACCGCGAGAGUUUCGCAUCCAUUGAAACGCUUUUGUCGUCGCUUGGGCGCAGUUCUGUCGAAAAGGCUGCGAAGCUGCGUCAACGAGCCGGGUUCGAUAAGAUCAUGCAGACGGCUCGUCUGGCUAAGAUGAACCAGUUACGCUACGCCUGGGUCGACACAUGUUGCAUCGACAAAACAAGCAGCGCCGAAUUGUCCGAGGCCAUCAACUCCAUGUUCCGAUGGUACCAGGGCUCCAGGAUUUGCUACGCUCAUAUAUCUGAUGUGGUGCUGCACACAGAACAUUUCACAAAUAAUGGUGCAUGGGAAUAUGAGUUUGCAAGAAGCCGAUGGUUUACCCGCGGAUGGACACUUCAAGAGCUUUUGGCGCCGAGAAUCGUAUCGUUCUUCGACCGAAAUUGGAACUUCAUUGGAGAAAAAUCGACGCUUGCAGAGAUGGUUUCCACAAUCACCAAAAUACCUUGUGAUUUUCUAAACAGACACAGGCGGCUCCAGGAUGUAGCCCUCGCCAGCAGAAUGUCCUGGGCCAGCGGGAGACGGACGUCGCGCAAAGAGGACAUGGCGUACUGCCUGCUUGGUCUUUGCGAUAUCAACAUGCCGCUCCUCUAUGGGGAAGGCGAGAGGGCUUUUGUUCGGCUGCAACAAGAAAUCAUCAAGGAGUACUCCGACCAGAGUCUUUUUGCUUGGGGGAUCGACCAGGCCAUUGGCGAAACAAGCUCCAUCUUCGCUCCGUCGCCAGCAUUCUUCACCCGCGCCGGCUCGCUUUCGUUGGAAAAUUUCAACUCGUCCUCUUCGGACUUCCAGAUGACCAACAGAGGGCUACAGAUCGAGCUGCCUCUUGUCCGGCUACCUAUGUUCCAAGGAGCCCGCCGCGAGGUAUGCCACUACGCUAUAUUGGAUGUCAAAGACAGGGACCUCGGCCACCUCUGCUUCCCACUGUUCUCGCCUCGUCUUCACGAAGAUGGCACGCAGACUGGCGAUGAGUUUCUCAAGUCCCCGUUAUCAGCAAAUCCCACGUCGUCGGGCGCAUGA
This is a messenger RNA of Colletotrichum spaethianum, 1173 nucleotides long. Its product is annotated as vegetative incompatibility protein HET-E-1. The transcript has 2 exons. NCBI's taxonomy places the organism in Eukaryota, Fungi, Ascomycota, Sordariomycetes, Glomerellales, Glomerellaceae. The record is from RefSeq and is a predicted model, not a curated record. The coding region runs from base 1 to 1173 and encodes 390 amino acids.